Pelodiscus sinensis (Chinese soft-shelled turtle) is the source of this 1337-nucleotide messenger RNA. The record is from RefSeq and is a predicted model, not a curated record. NCBI's taxonomy places the organism in Eukaryota, Metazoa, Chordata, Testudines, Trionychidae.
CAUAAUGACUCAAAAUGGUGUGAUAACGACAAUUCGAAAAUUCUUCCCGGAGACCUGGAUUUGGGAUGAAGUUUCCACUGAUUCCAAUGGAAAGGCCAGUGUCUCAUUCACCAUCCCUGACACCAUCACAGAAUGGAAAGUCAGCGCCUUCUGCCUGGAGAAGGAGGCUGGGUUUGGCAUAGCCCCCUCUACCUCCCUCACAGCCUUCCAGCCCUUCUUUGUCGAUCUGACCAUGCCCUACUCCAUUGUCCGAGGGGAAACGUUUAAUUUAAUAGCCAAUGCCUUCAACUAUUUGGACAAAUGCAUCGAGGUCACUACCAUCCUGAAAGAGUCCAAGGAUUACAAGAUAGAGCCUGUUUCCCCAGGAGGCAACACUGCAAGGGUGUGUGCCAACGAGAGGAAAACCUCAUCCUGGACUAUUAUCCCCCAAAAACUGGAAAGAGUUGUGGAUGGCUUUGUGUGGCCUUCACCACAGUUUCAAUCUCAGGGUUCAGUGCAUAUCCUGUGUUCCAAUGGAAAGGCCAGUGUCUCAUUCACCAUCCCUGACACCAUCACAGAAUGGAAAGUCAGCGCCUUCUGCCUGGAGAAGGAGGCUGGGUUUGGCAUAGCCCCCUCUACCUCCCUCACAGCCUUCCAGCCCUUCUUUGUCGAUCUGACCAUGCCCUACUCCAUUGUCCGAGGGGAAACGUUUAAUUUAAUAGCCAAUGCCUUCAACUAUUUGGACAAAUGCAUCGAGGUACAUUCCAAUGGAAAGGCCAGUGUCUCAUUCACCAUCCCUGACACCAUCACAGAAUGGAAAGUCAGCGCCUUCUGCCUGGAGAAGGAGGCUGGGUUUGGCAUAGCCCCCUCUACCUCCCUCACAGCCUUCCAGCCCUUCUUUGUCGAUCUGACCAUGCCCUACUCCAUUGUCCGAGGGGAAACGUUUAAUUUAAUAGCCAAUGCCUUCAACUAUUUGGACAAAUGCAUCGAGGUCAGUACCAUCCUGAAAGAGUCCAAGGAUUACAAGAUAGAGCCUAUUUCCCCAGGAGGCAACACUGCAAGGGUGUGUGCCAACGAGAGGAAAACCUCCUCCUGGACUAUUAUCCCCCAAAAACUGGGCAAUGUGAGCUUUACCGUUACUGCUGAAGCAAGGUCGAUCGAUGCAUCUCAGGAGCAAAGACUGGAACGCGUGGACACGGUCAUCAACCUGUUGUUAGUCGAGCCUGAAGGUAUCAGAAAGGAAGAGACCCAGAGCUCCCUCAUUUGUACCAAAANCAGCGCUGUUUCUGAAAGCAUCUCUCCAAAGCUCCCAGAAAACCUGGUGCAGGGAUCUGCCAGAGCUUUUUUUUCUGUCCUUG